GGAACAACUUUCUACACGGAAUUAACUGCAGAUGGAGAAAUUAAGAAAACAGCAAAAUCAAGUAAUUCUUCAAAUCCCAAAUGGGAUGAGCAGCUGACAGUUGGAGAAGGUGAAAGAACAGUUGAAACUCUCUUUGGAAAACAAGAAUGGCAUGGUGCAAACAGGUGAACUGACAGUUGUGCUAGAUGGUUUGGUUGUUGAACAAGAAUCUCUUACAAAUCUCAGUUCAUCAGCAACCAUAGAAGUUCAGCAAAAUGGCGAGGCUGUACAUGAAAGCAGAGAUGCUUCAGCAAGAAGUUCAUCCAGAUCUGCUUGUGACAUUUCUAAUGGGAUAGACAAUCAAGUACCUUCCAACUCUGUAAUACAGAAUACAUUCUGUGUAGAAGCUGUUAAUGGAGACAGCACACCAUCUCCUAAUCAUGUUGCAGCCAGACCCAAAAAUACACCAGUACCAAAACCACUUGAAGCUCAGCCUGUCAACAGCACUGUUAAUGGUGAGUCACCUGCCUCUGCAUCUGAAGCUGGUAAUUCCUCUGUCUCGGAGGCUCCGACGGGUUCAGUCGAAGCUCCUGUGUCCUCAGCAGAUUGCACUAAUGAUACAGCAGAACCUCAGUCAGCAGAAGAAGCAACUAGUUGUUCUGAAGGCCACCCUUCUGCAUUACCUGUUGUGUCUGCUGGACAAGAACCUGCAGCUGCAACAGACUGUGCUCAGCCUAAUGCUCGAAACAGCAUAGCAGUGGAUGCAGCAAAGCCAAGGGAAUCCUCCUCCACACCAAGUGCAUCUGCAGAACCUGUAAGACAGCAGCCUGCUAGUGCCAGUACAGAGCCUUUGCCACCAGGGUGGGAGCAAAGAAAGGAUCCUCAUGGUAGAACCUAUUAUGUUGAUCACAACACACGAACUACAACAUGGGAAAGACCACAGCCCUUACCUCCUGGCUGGGAAAGAAGAGUUGAUGAUCGUGGGAGAGUUUACUAUGUGGACCACAACACCAGAACAACAACGUGGCAGCGACCAACAAUGGAGUCAGUGAGGAACUUUGAGCAGUGGCAGUCUCAAAGGAAUCAGCUGCAGGGAGCUAUGCAACAAUUCAACCAACGAUACCUCUAUUCGGCUUCGAUGUUGUCAGCAGAAAAUGACCCGCUUGGGCCUUUACCACCAGGCUGGGAAAGGAGAGUGGAUUCAAAUGAUAGGGUGUAUUUUGUAAAUCAUAACACAAAGACAACGCAGUGGGAAGACCCUCGAACUCAAGGUUUACAAAAUGAGGACCCUCUUCCAGAGGGCUGGGAAAUCAGAUAUACCAGAGAAGGUGUCAGAUACUUUGUUGAUCAUAAUACAAGAACCACCACCUUCAAUGAUCCUCGUACUGGGAAAUCUUCUGUAAAUAAAGGGCCACAGAUUGCUUAUGAGCGUAGCUUUAGGUGGAAACUUGCUCAUUUCCGUUACUUGUGUCAGUCCAAUGCACUGCCAAGUCAUGUGAAAAUCAAUGUAUCCAGACAGACUUUGUUUGAGGAUUCCUUCCAGCAAAUUAUGGCAUUAAAACCCUAUGAUUUGAGGAGAAGAUUAUAUGUUAUAUUUAGAGGAGAAGAAGGAUUGGACUAUGGUGGCUUGGCAAGAGAAUGGUUUUUCUUGCUUUCCCAUGAAGUACUGAACCCUAUGUACUGCCUAUUUGAAUAUGCUGGCAAGAGCAACUAUUGCCUGCAGAUAAAUCCAGCAUCAACAAUCAAUCCUGACCAUCUUUCAUAUUUCUGUUUCAUUGGGCGCUUUAUUGCCAUGGCAUUGUUUCAUGGGAAAUUUAUUGACACUGGUUUUUCUCUGCCUUUCUACAAACGAAUGCUGAGCAAAAAGCUUACUAUUAAAGACCUGGAAUCUAUUGAUACUGAAUUUUAUAACUCCCUAAUUUGGAUAAGGGAUAAUAACAUUGAGGAGUGUAACUUGGAAAUGUACUUCUGUGUGGAUAUGGAGCUCUUAGGAAAAGUAACCUCACAUGAACUGAAAUCAGGAGGUUCAAAUAUCUUGGUAACUGAGGAGAACAAAGAAGAAUAUAUUGGGCUAAUGGCAGAGUGGCGAUUUUCUCGGGGAGUUAGAGAACAAACCAAAGCUUUUCUUGAUGGUUUUAAUGAAGUAGUUCCUCUACAAUGGCUACAUUAUUUUGAUGAAAAGGAACUGGAGGUUAUGCUCUGUGGUAUGCAAGAAGUUGAUUUAGCAGACUGGCAGAGGAACACUGUUUAUCGUCAUUACACAAGGAACAGCAAGCAGAUCAUAUGGUUCUGGCAGUUUGUAAAAGAAACAGACAACGAGGUUCGCAUGCGACUUCUGCAGUUUGUCACGGGCACUUGCAGAUUACCACUGGGUGGAUUUGCUGAACUAAUGGGAAGUAAUGGUCCUCAGAAAUUCUGCAUUGAAAAAGUUGGUAAGGAAACCUGGUUACCAAGAAGUCACACUUGUUUUAAUCGUUUGGAUUUGCCACCAUAUAAAAGCUAUGAACAACUAAAAGAGAAGUUGCUCUUUGCCAUUGAAGAAACUGAGGGAUUUGGACAAGAGUAGAAGUGACUUCUAGUCGAAAUGGAUACCUUGCAUAAUAAAAGGCCCAGCCAACUAAAAUUGCACACUUAAUUGUAUAUAAGCUUUUUGUUCUGUACAGUGAUCUUUCUGGAACUCUAAAAGUUUAAUUGUUCUCCGUUCUUCCACAAAUAUAUGCAAAACAGUUCAGCCUUUUCUACUUUUAUUUAUUGCCCUUUCAAAAGACCAGAAAAACCCCUCCAUAAAUUUUGAAAGCAAACAAGAGACUUAUUUAAAAUAUAUAUAUAUAUAUAAAAAUAUAAAUAUAUAUACUAAUGAGCUCUAGUUUUAUAGAGCUUUAAGUGUAUGAAAAGUUGCAGCCAUUUAAAAGGGCCUGGAUUUGCUUUAUCUUGGCUUUAUCAUUCAGAAAAAUGUUUAAACUGCUCAGUGUUCUUUAAAGAAACAUCUCCAAGUUUGUUUUACUGCAUGGCUGUUCUAAAAGGUGUUAAAGGCUUAGGCCAAACGUAUCCUAAAUAUGUAGAAAGAUGCUGCUGGUAUUUGAGACGACAGAAUCUGUUCUUCUGUCAUUUUUUAAAAAUACAUAAAUAGCUGAUAUAUCCCUCUCUACUGAUGUAGCCAAGGUCACGAAUAAAGCCUUUACUACUUGCACAGGAGUCAUGUACAAUGCGAUGAAUGUGAUUUAACGUUGAAAGGAAUUGGUGCCACUGUUCUGACUUACUGCAGGAGCUGAACAGAGUAUCUUAAUUCAUUUGAGCAGCAUUGAAAUUUGUUUACAUAGUACCUUGGGUUAUUACCAUGAGGAUGUUAGGUAAUCUUCAAAGAAAAAAUAAUAAAAGAGAAAAUAUUACCCGUUCUCUUCUUGGUCUGGUGUCUCGCAGGCUUUUUUUUUUUUUUUUUUAAAUUUGGUUUUGUUUUAUUUGGUUUCCCUUUUCAAUCUGUGAUGUCCUUUUUAUAACUUUGUAGAGUUAUAUUAAUGUAAACUGAGCUGUAAGGGUAUAAAAAAGGUAAUGUGAAUUUUGCUGCUUUCUGUGUUCUUGUUCAGUUUCAGAUACUGGAUCUAGUAAACUCAAAUAAAAUUGAAGUUACGCUUUGCACAGAUAAAAACAUUAUUUAGUAUUAAAUAACCUCAUUUCUUUAAUGUUCUUACUGAAAUUUAGAUGUACUUGAAUGAAGUACAGUCUAAAACCUGUCAUCCUUUUAUGUAGGUCAGGUUUGUCCUAAAUGCACAGUAACAUAAAAGCAUUUCAAAAUUAGUUUUAUUGGCAUAUAUUUGCUGAACUGCAAAGACGUGUUUAAAAAAAUACUAAAAUUUAACACCUUAUUCAUGUGAAUUAUAUUAAAUGCUACUUUUAGCAAACUGUGCUUCCUUAUUAUACAGUAAAAACGUGUUUUAAAUCACCAUUUGUAAUAUGCUUUAAAUAUUACCUGUAAAUUCCAUGACAUUUAACUUACGCAGAAUUUUGUAAACACAUGAAAAUGAUUUUAGAAUACAAUUCAACACACUUGUGUUAACAUGUCAUAUUGCACUGUUAAAAGUGUACAUGCAGAAAAAAUUACCUGUAUUUGUUCAUGUAUCUUUCCAAUGCAGCAGCUGAAUUCUGCCAAAAAUUUAUUUUUCUACAUAUUGGAUUGUCUCAAGGCUUUGUAUUCAAUAUGCACAGCUUACACUGGGAGCUGUACCUGUAGAGAGCUCUGGUCACAGCAGUGGUGCAGCGGGCUCAAACAGACUGCUGUCUUAUGUGAACUUUUCUGUAAGAGCUUCAAAAAUUUCCACCACUUUGAGGGUUUUUCUUACACCACCAAGUACCUUCUGCAAAACCAUUUUUAUAUAGCACUAAAUUCAUUUGAAGUGCAAAUCCACUUAAAUUAUCACUAAUGCUGGUUAGAAUGGAGGAAGUUUAAGAAAACAAACCGAGGUCAAAGGCCAGGCACCAGGAGUGUGUGUCACUUGCCUAAAAGACAAGGAGGGUUAAAUGUCACAGUUAAUGAGUUUGCACUAAUGAAUGACUUGGUGACCCACUACCAACUGCUGAAUUUUGUGAAUCUGUGAGUAACUGAACAAAAUAAAAAAGACAGCACAUCA
This is a messenger RNA of Parus major (Great Tit), 4604 nucleotides long. It is a transcript of the gene WWP1, whose product is annotated as WW domain containing E3 ubiquitin protein ligase 1. Gene Ontology annotation, biological process: ubiquitin-dependent protein catabolic process. The coding region runs from base 152 to 2545 and encodes 797 amino acids. Gene Ontology annotation, molecular function: ubiquitin protein ligase activity; protein binding. The transcript has 21 exons. NCBI's taxonomy places the organism in Eukaryota, Metazoa, Chordata, Aves, Passeriformes, Paridae. The record is from RefSeq and is a predicted model, not a curated record.